UGGAGAGAUGUGAACUGCAUCCGGGGCACGAUUUCGCCUAUUGUCUGGGUUACGGAAUUGGCCUAGGGGAUCGCGCAGCCUCCCAUUCAGCCCUUAGAGCGUUUGCGGUCUGAAGGGAGCGAAGCUCCCUGACGGGUACAGGCGGUUUUCUGUAUGCCCGGCAGCAGCUGCUCGGAUACAGUGAUGGAUCGUAGCUCGAAGAGGCGGCAGGUGAAGCCUUUGGCAGCUUCCCUGCUGGAAGCUUUAGAUUAUGACAGUUCAGAUGACAGUGACUUUAAGGUUGGAGAUGCUUCAGAUUCUGAAGGCAGUGGACAUGGCAGUGAAGAUGGAUCAAAGGAUAGCGGAGAAGGUUCCUGUAGUGAAUCAGAAGAAAACAUAUUGGAGGAAGAGCUGGCAGAAGAAGAUGAAGAAGGGAAAAAAGCAGAGAAAAAACCUAAAAAUUCAGGUGGGGGAGAACUGCCAGUAGCAGUGAAAGGGACUAUUAAAACUGAGAAAAAGGAAGAAGAGGAGGAGGAGGAAGACAGAGAAACAGAAGAGAAGGCAAAAAAGAAAAAGGAGAGAGAAAAAGAGGGAGAGAAGCCCAAUGAAGGAGAUGCUGGUGUUGAUGAGCACACAAAUGAGCCAAAAAAAUGGAACCUGAGAAGAAAUCGCCCUCUUUUAGAUUUUGUAUCUAUGGAAGAACUAAAUGAUAUAGAUGACUAUGACAGUGAAGAUGAUAAUGAUUGGCGCCCAACUGCAGGGAAAAAGAAGGGGAAAAACACAUUACGCAGAGAAGGAAGUGAUGGUGACAAUGAGGAUGAUGAAGAUGAUGGGAGUGGAAGUGAUGAGGAUGACAAUGAAGAGGAAGGCAAUGAUGAUGAAGAUAGCAGUGCUGCUAGUGAUGGGGAAUCCAAGAAGAAAAAAAACAAAGCUCUUAGCAGAAAUAGUGUUGAUGAGGAGGAGCUGACAAAUGAUAGCCUGGCUCUUUCACAAAGCAAGAGCAAUGAGGACUCUCUGAUUCUUGAAAAAUCUCAAAAUUGGAGCUCCCAGAAAAUGGAUCAUAUUAUGAUUUGUUGUGUUUGCCUUGGAGAUAAUAGUGAAGAUGCUGAUGAAAUAAUUCAGUGUGACAAUUGUGGAAUAACAGUACAUGAAGGUUGUUAUGGUGUUGAUGGUGAAAGUGAUUCCAUUAUGAGCUCUGCUUCAGAAAAUUCCACUGAACCAUGGUUUUGUGAUGCUUGCAAAUGCGGUGUCUCUCCAAGCUGUGAACUUUGUCCCAAUCAAGAUGGAAUCUUCAAGGAGACAGAUGCUGGCAGAUGGGUCCAUAUUGUUUGUGCACUAUAUGUUCCUGGAGUGGCAUUUGGAGAUAUUGACAAAUUGCGACCAGUAACACUUACAGAAAUGAACUAUUCCAAGUAUGGUGCAAAGGAAUGUAGCUUCUGUGAAGAUCCUCGUUUUGCAAGAACUGGUGUUUGCAUUAGCUGUGAUGCUGGAAUGUGUAGAGCUUAUUUCCAUGUGACUUGUGCUCAGAAAGAAGGUCUAUUAUCAGAAGCUGCAGCAGAGGAGGAUAUUGCAGAUCCUUUCUUUGCUUACUGUAAACAACAUGCUGACAGAAUGGAUAGAAAAUGGAAGCGUAAGAACUAUUUGGCUUUACAGUCCUACUGUAAAAUGUCUUUGCAAGAAAGAGAAAAACAACUUUCACCCGAAGCUCAGGCUCGAAUUAAUGCCAGACUUCAGCAGUACCGUGCCAAAGCAGAAUUAGCACGCACCACAAGACCACAAGCAUGGGUUCCAAGAGAAAAACUGCCACGGCCACUCACUAGCAGCGCUUCAGCAAUACGUAAGCUCAUGCGUAAAGCUGAAUUAAUGGGCAUUAGUACAGACAUCUUUCCUGUUGAUACUUCAGAUACCAGUUCCAGUGUGGAUGGAAGACGAAAGCAUAAACAACCAGCAUUGACUGCUGAUUUUGUGAAUUAUUAUCUUGAGAGGAACAUGCGCAUGAUCCAGAUUCAGGAGAAUAUGGCAGAGCAGAAGACAAUUAAGGAUAAGCUGGAGAAUGAACAAGAAAAACUUCAUGUAGAAUACAACAAAUUAUGUGAAUCUUUGGAAGACCUUCAGAAUAUGAAUUCAAAGCUGCGAAAUGAAGGGCAAGGAAUGUGGGCUCUCCUAGGAAGAAUUAUUGGACAGAAACUAAAUAUACCAGCAAUUUUGCGAGCACCCAAGGAGAGAAAGCCCAGUAAAAAGGAAGGUGGAACUCAUAAGACUACAACCCUUCCAGCAGUACUUUAUAGUUGUGGGAUUUGCAAGAAGAACCAUGAUCAGCACCUCCUUUUGCUGUGUGAUACUUGUAAACUCCAUUAUCACCUUGGAUGUCUGGACCCUCCACUUUCAAGAAUGCCAAGGAAGACUAAAAACAGUUACUGGCAAUGUUCAGAAUGCGACCAAGCAGGUAGCAGUGACAUGGAAGCAGACAUUGCCAUGGAAACUUUACCAGAUGGAACUAAGCGAUCAAGGAGGCAGAUUAAGGAGCCAGUAAAAUUUGUUCCACAGGAUGUACCCCCAGAACCAAAGAAGAUUCCUGUCAGAAACACGAGAACUAGAGGACGAAAACGAAGCUAUCUUCCAGAAGAAGAAAAACCUGAGGAACGGAUUCCAAGAGAAAGAAGACAAAGACAAUCUGUAGUACAAAAGAAGCCAAAGUCUGAGGACUUAAGAACAGAAUGUGCUACAUGUAAGGGAACUGGAGACAAUGAAAAUCUAGUCAGAUGUGAUGAAUGCAGACUAUGCUAUCAUUUUGGUUGUUUGGAUCCUCCCUUGAAAAAAUCUCCAAAGCAAACUGGCUAUGGAUGGAUUUGUCAGGAAUGUGAUUCUUCCUCAUCUAAAGGUGAAGUGGAUGGAAUGAAAAACAAGUAUCAGGUUGGCUGAAAGAAACUUACUCGCCCAAGGUCACCGGCCUGGCUUUUAUGCCUAGGAUGAGACUAAAACUCACAGACUCCUGGUUUCUAGCCUGGACUCUUGGAUAUAAUAUCAGUAGUGCUAGACACUGUCUUGAAAAAGGGACCACAGUGAUUCUCAGUUUUACAGUUUCAAACUGGAUGUGCAUAUUUUUACUGGAGAAUUGUCAAGUUAUCAUUGUUAGAAUAUGAAAGAAUUUAUAUAUAAUAUUAUAAACUAUAUUUAGCAAAGAACUAUAAUUGAAUUUGCCAACUUUUCCUACUCAGAAAAAUCAUUUAGAUAAUGAAUUCUGCAGGAGACCCAGGAUGCUUUUGGCUUCCCCAAAAAGAUGCUAAAUUGCUUAAACUCUACACGCUAUAGUGCAGACCAUCUACUUGAGUGUAUCAAAUGACUAUUGCCUUGGAAAUAUUAUUUUAUUAUUUCUUCUUGCUAAUGUAGAUUUGUUAUUGCACUUUGCUUUGGUCACAUUUAAACAGCUAUUGAAUUUGGAAAAUAAAAUAUACCAGACUGAACAGUAUCUGCAUUAAAUAAGUUUGUCCUAGACUGAAGUCCUGAGAACCUGAAUAGCUUGAGUGGGCAAACUGUUGAGGAGCACAUUUAUUACAAAACUUGUAUCACUGUAUUGGAAACAUAUUCCAUACUAUGCAAGGAUAUUUGCUAUGUAGUUGAUAAAGUCAUAUUUGCCAGUAGGAAUAGUAAUGAAAAUAAAUGGACAGCAUUCCAGUUUUUCUUAUUGAGACCCAUAUAAUUUAAUUAAAAGCUGAUGGUGGACAGUGAAUACCAAAUAAAAUAAAAUUUAGAAUAAUUCUUCAUAAUUCAUAACUUUGAUUAUGUACUGCCUUUCUUUUGCACAAAAAAGAUUCAAAAAUAUUAUGUAGGCUUGAAGCAAAUAUUUGCCAUAUUUGCUCUAAAAGAAAGAUCAGAAGCAUUUCGGUGUGUGUAUAACAAUUAAUUAAUUUUCCAUAUGUGUCUUUUUAAGCCACUGGCAUAAUGGAAAGCUGAAGAUACGGCUUUAAAAUUCAAGGCAAUGGAAUUAAAAUAAAAUGUGCCUCAAGCAGAUUGGUGUCAGGUGUUAUGGCUUUGAUGCUAAAGUCUUCAAAUCCAAGCACUGAGCAUCUUAGAACUAUUUUAGGUAUCAUAUUAAUUUUCCAAUAUUAUGUCCUACUUUUUUCCAAAGAAAUUUCAGGAAUGUUAUAUAAUCCCCCUCAUCAGUUUUAUUGUAACCAUAGUUUUGUGAACUAAGUAACCGAAGAGAGAUAGACCAACAUUGCUCAGAGGGUUAUAUGGCUGAGUAGAGAUUUGGAUUUGAACUUUUUACCUAGUUUAACAAUUGUGUUAGAAGAGUGAAACGGUUAUGUCGAAUGAAUGGCAUUUUCUUAAAUGCUGCUGAAUCCUCCCUGCUGCUUGCUACCAGUUUACCCUGCUGUAAGCACCUUUGAAUUUGAAUAGAUUGAACAGAGAGCUCACUAGUCCUUGUGACUAUUUUCAUUUAAUUUGUUCAGCAACCCUAGAAUGUAUUUUAAAAAUGCAUUUUAUCUACAUUUCUGAUUAACCUGACCUAAUUUUCUCAUUUAGCAAUAAAAAUUGACCACAGUUCAAACCAUCUUCCCAUAUGAGUUGCUUUGUCCAUAGUUUUUGUCCUGUACACAGAUUAGCAAUUGGAGACUCUCUUGUUCUCGAUUUUCCAAUGUAUCUAUUAUUUCUAUAUUACUGUUCCACAUGUUCAUUGUUAGCAUUUCUGUAGGGCGUAAAAAUUCUUAUCCUGGAUUGGUUCAUGGGAGAUAUCUGUGUAUAAUCAUCUAUAGCCAAUAGUCUUCUAUAGGUAGAGACGCCAAACCAAUUUUCUCAUAGUCAUAUCUUUAUAACCACCCACAUGUCAUGUCUGAUAGCUAAAAAGUACAUUUUGAUUCAUUUUUAAAUUGGAUUUGUUUUUAAGAUUCCUUAUAAUAUGAAUUAUAAACCAAUUUACCUAAAAAUUGUAGCACAAUUUCUUUCUAUUAACAUUCUGUAAUUGCAAAGUUUGGUUAUUAUUUACUUACUUACAAGAACCCAACUUAAUUUUAAGAAUGACAUUCUUGAAAAAAUAGAUAUGGCUCUUCCUCUUCAGAAACUUUCGCAUGAACUGUUAAUGCUACAAAACUUAGUGCUUAUGAAAAUAUAUACAC
This is a messenger RNA of Ahaetulla prasina, 5096 nucleotides long. It is a transcript of the gene PHF14, whose product is annotated as PHD finger protein 14. NCBI's taxonomy places the organism in Eukaryota, Metazoa, Chordata, Lepidosauria, Squamata, Colubridae. The record is from RefSeq and is a predicted model, not a curated record. Bases 154 to 2901 code for a protein of 915 amino acids. The transcript has 19 exons. Gene Ontology annotation, biological process: regulation of transcription by RNA polymerase II.